Molecule: messenger RNA, 1689 nt
Organism: Babesia bovis T2Bo
Lineage: Eukaryota; Apicomplexa; Aconoidasida; Piroplasmida; Babesiidae
Product: Methyltransferase domain family protein
Exons: 6
Coding region: 40-1653 (537 amino acids)
Biological process (GO): peptidyl-arginine methylation
Molecular function (GO): protein-arginine N-methyltransferase activity
Source: RefSeq, a predicted model, not a curated record
UAAUAUUACUAUCGAUUUAUUGACAUACUAUCGUACACAAUGAGCUCCACUGAAUCUGAUGACUCUGGAUCGUCUGGAUCCGAGAUGGAGUCAGUUUGGGAAGGUGACGGUGUUGCUUACAGUAUCUUUGAUGACUUCCAAUCCCCGUAUGCCGUGGAAGUAUAUCGGCACAUGGCAUCUAAGUUUGGUUUUUGUCAUAGUAUAUUGGGUAAGGGCACAUUACAUCGUAUAGCUUUGGUAACCUACCUUGAGCGUGAGAAGGCUCGUGGUUCAGAUCCUUUGGAAUCCUACCGUCGUGUUUGUGCGGAUCCUUCUAUAGUACUCGAUCAUUUAGAUGAGUACAUAAACCCUCCAUUUAGCAAUGAGAAGUUGAUUUGGGACUUUUUGGAAUCCAGUGAUGAGGAGGAUGACGAGGGUGUGUUCCAACGUCACCUUCAUUUAGAGCGUGGUACUAAAACUGCAAAAUCGCAAACCAAAAAGUGCAUCCAGGAUGAUGACUAUUUCAAGGGCUACAAAAACCUUGCUAUACACCGUGAGAUGGUGAACGAUCGCGUUAGGACGGGUGCUUAUGAGUCUUUCAUUAGGCUCAACAAAUCGCUUUUCAAGGACAAGGUGGUUCUUGAUGUUGGUUCUGGUUGCGGCAUACUAUCGCUAUUUGCCGCUAAGGCUGGUGCUCGUUUGGUUGUUGGCAUUGACAAUUGUGACAACAUGAUUAAGAUGUCUGAAAAUCAUGCUCGUAUCAACGGUAUUGGUAAUGUCCAGUUUUUACAUGGGAAGGUUGAGGAUUCCGAUCUAGUUUACUCUGGCGGCGUUGUGCAGUUCAAGCGUGACGACCUUCCUUGUGAACCCUUUAAGUGUGACAUUCUUAUUUCGGAAUGGAUGGGUUAUGCUCUUUUAUAUGAAAACAUGCUUUCUUCGGUGUUAUUUGCUCGUGAUAGAUAUCUUAUAUCGGGUGGUCUGAUGGUUCCUAGUAAGGUUAAGUUAGGGCUCUUUGCUGUGGACAUGUACGACGACAUAAAGUCUAAGUUGAACGAAUGGGAUGAACGUAAAUAUGGACUCAUCCUUGAUGGUUUGCGUUACGAGGCACAUGAACUGCUUAAGGAGCCAGUCGUUGAAGUGGUCGACCCAUCGCGUAUUGUCAGCGAUGCGAGUGGCAUUUGCAUCCUAGAUUUGGGACGCUUGAAUGUGCAAGAUUUGGGCAAGGCGCAUGAAUUCCAGGUAGCCAUACACGACGGCUGCAAAUGCUCAUCUCUAGCUCUAUACUUUGACUGCAUCUUUGAGCCUGUUGCUAGUGACAGUGCCAAUGUCAUACAAUCGCUAAAGGGCAAACGCUUCCACACACUGGAAUCUUAUCGGGAAGUUCUUGGUAUUGAUGAACUCACGUCAUACGUAACUUCACCUGAUUAUCCACACCCCGAGGAACCUAUGAGCACUGCUGUUGUGAUGUCAACAAGGGCUGACCAGCCGCCUACUCAUUGGAAGCAAGUUAUAUUACAUCUUACGGAUCACAAUAACAUGCCUGUGGCCAUACAAGGCGCCAUUGGCGGCAAACUAUCGCUUCUUAACAAUUCCAGCAAUUGCAGAUGGUUGGACAUAUUAUUCCAGCCGGAUGACACCUCGUUGCUGGGCGAGUGUUACUAUAAGCUGAUGUAGUCCUGUAGAGGCACUAAGUUAGCUUUAUAUUUCAUA